AUGGUGCGAUAUUUUAUGUGUAUCGACAGACUUUGCGGCCAUGAACGCCGACAUCUCAUCAUUCAUCUGCUUUGCGUCAGCGGCCUCAUUGUUGUCCUCAACAUCCUGCUUCUCCUUACAGAGUAUAAGCUGCACUUUAUUCAACAUCAAGUUGAAACUGGAAUUCACGCUGCUCUAUCAUCUUUGUUCACCGAUGCAUUCCGAUCCUCUGGCGUUCUCACAAGACCGAAGGCAACAUUGCUUGUCAACAAGUAA
Molecule: messenger RNA, 255 nt
Organism: Penicillium taxi
Lineage: Eukaryota; Fungi; Ascomycota; Eurotiomycetes; Eurotiales; Aspergillaceae
Exons: 2
Coding region: 1-255 (84 amino acids)
Biological process (GO): regulation of DNA-templated transcription
Molecular function (GO): DNA binding
Source: RefSeq, a predicted model, not a curated record